GGACGAAGGAAAAUGCGCACAUUGAUUGGUGCUCUCCCACACACCUCCAAGGUCUCGCAACCGCUCGUCAUCUGCUUGUGUUCGAACGACAACGCAUUCGUUAUCAAAGACACAGCGUGUUGAUUUCUGUCACUUCCAGCUGACUAACUUCAGACAUAAUAGUCCGAGUAUAUACUGUAACUGCUGAUUUACUCCACCUGCCGAGAUGUUGAGCAGACUUGGGCGCCCAGCUUCACAGCUGUCUCAGAUGCUUGUCAAGGGGUCAAGGUCACUCACACAGGUUUCUCCAGCUAUUGACAAGGAGAUCAAAAUUGGUCCAAAGUCACAAGCCAUAUUUGAGAGAGAGGCAAAAUAUGGUGCCCAUAACUACGGUCCACUUCCUGUUGCCUUCAGCAGAGGAGAAGGUGUGUUUGUGUGGGAUGUAGAGGGCAACAAAUACUAUGACUUCCUAAGAGCGUACAGUGCUGUGAACCAGGGCCACUGUCACCCCAAGAUCGUCAAGGCCCUGAAGGAUCAGGCGGACAUCUUGACUCUGUCAUCAAGGGCCUUCUACAACGACUGCCUGGGAGAGUACGAAGAGUUCAUCACCAAACUCUUCAAGUAUGAUAAAGUCCUCCCCAUGAACACAGGUGUGGAAGGUGGGGAGACAGCCUGUAAACUAGCCAGGAAGUGGGCGUACCUGGUCAAGGGGGUCCCGAACAACCAGGCCAGGAUCAUCUUCGCUGCAGGCAACUUCUGGGGACGGACACUCGCUGCUGUUUCCAGCUCUACCGACCCCGACUGCUACAACGGCUACGGCCCCUACAUGCCUGGCCUCUCCAUCGUCAACUAUGAUGAUAUUUCAGCUCUGGAGAAAGAGCUGCAGGACCCCAACGUGUGUGCCUUCAUGAUGGAGCCCAUUCAGGGUGAGGCGGGUGUGGUCGUGCCCCAGGAGGGGUACCUGAGGAAGGUGCGGGAACUGUGUACCAAGUACAACGUGCUGUGGAUAGCUGAUGAGGUGCAGACCGGACUGGCCAGGACUGGAAAGCGUCUCGCCGUAGACCACGAGAAUGUCCGCCCUGAUAUUGUCAUCCUUGGUAAGGCUCUGUCAGGAGGUGUUUUACCGGUAUCUGCUAUCCUUGCCGAUGAUGAGGUGAUGCUGACGAUCAAACCAGGGGAGCAUGGCUCCACAUUUGGCGGCAACCCCCUUGCGUGUAAAGUUGCAAUUGCAGCAUUAGAGGUUCUGGAGGAGGAGAAGCUGGCUGACAAUGCCGAGAAGCUGGGGAAAAUCCUGAGAUCGGAGCUGAGCACACUGCCUAAAGAUGUCGUCAGCAUCGUGAGAGGGAAGGGUCUACUGAAUGCAAUCGUUAUCAACAAGAAAUGGGACGCCUGGAAUGUCUGCGUGAAGCUUCGUGAUAAUGGCCUCCUUGCCAAGCCUACACAUGGUGACAUCAUCCGCUUCUCCCCGCCAUUGACAAUCACUGAACCUCAGAUAUAUGAAUGUAUUGAUAUCAUCAAGAGAACAGUCCAGUCAUUCAACUAAACAGUUUCCAGGUCAAUUUUAAGUUGAUUAUCAAUUCCUUCAUAUUAUUCAAUACAAAUUGCACACAGUUGACUCAGCCUCUGCUUUUAGGAUGCUGGACCCCGUUCCACACAGCAAUCUUAGCGCAAUGACUAUAACAAGCCUAUGUUAAUGUUUGGGAGUGAUGAUCACCUUUAUAUAAUAUAAUAUAAGGGGGCUGUGGGGUAGCCUAGUGGUUAAAGCAUUCGCUCGUCACACUGAAGACCCGGGUUCGAUUCCCCACAUGGGUACAAUGUGUGAAGCCCAUUUCUGGUGUCCCCUGUCAUGAUCUUGCUGGAAUAUUGCUAAAAGUGGCGUAAAACUAAACUCACUCACUCACUCACUAUGAUCAGAUUUGCGCUAAGAUAACUUUGCACAAUGGGGCCUGGUUGUGUAGACGGUGCAGGCAAGUAAACGUUUCAUGUUUGGUUAUGGUGUUUAUAUUUUCAUUGGCUUUACAGAAAAUAUGAAUAUAACUGAAUAUGCCUAACUGCUAUAAGUAUAUUAAAAUAUGUUACCAGCUUGAAGGAUAUCAAUAAAUGAAAUUCUCUUAAAUAAUGUCAGUAAGUGAUCAAUUGCAGAAAUUUUCAGACAUCACUUUUGUAAUUAAUGCAUUCACAUUUACAAUAGGGUAUAAGUUGAAUUUAUGACUAUUUCGAAAAAUAAUAUACCGGUAGUUAUUAUUACAUCAAACAGUAUUUAGCGUAUGUCUCUAAUUCUCAAGCAGAGCUGUCUACUGUGAAAUUGCAGAGUGUCUGUGGAUAGCGUCAGUAUUCAAGUGUUUGGAGUUUUUCUGAAGUGUCAAUGCAGUGUUAAAUUGAGUGUUAAUAGCAUGGUUUGGUGGGUGAUAAGAGGUGUUGGUAUUAGGAGAAUGAUGUUUAAGUGUCUUGGUGAAUUCUAUUUUUUAAACUAGAUUUGACUAAUUAACAUAGACAUUUGAUUUUUUCGUCAGUUUUAAGAAACUUGCUGUCAUUCCAGUUGAGACAGAUAGGACUGUUUUGUGAUAGGAGCCUGCAUAUCAGCUGCACAUAUCAGUAGGACAACAUUGUUAGAAAAGUGUAUUUUCUUUGUUUGUUGAUAGAAUAUCCUCAUCCUCAUCCAUUUAAGGAGCCACUUUCACUCAUUGCAUGUCACUCAUAUAUCUGUUACAUGGAGAAAUGUUUAAUUUGGGGUAAUAAUUCUUUUCUUUUUGAAACAAAGUGCUGUUUUGUUUUUUAAUGUUGUAAUUACAAGCCAACUUUUAUGUAAUUUUUAGCAGGGUAAAAUAUUUUGAAGUCUUUUUGCUGGAGAAUACCGGUAUGGUGUGUUGAGUUCCGUGGUAUGUAAUAGGAUACAUAAAGGGACUACAACUAGUUAGCCCAGGGCUGGUGGGGUAGCCUAGUGGUUAAAAUGUUCACUCGUCAUGCCAAAGACCCAGGUUUGAUUCCCCACAUGGGUACAAUGUGUGGAGCUCAUUUCUGGUGUCCCCCACGGUGAUAUUGCUGAAAUAUUGCUAAUAGUGGCGUAAAAUUUCACUCACUCUUGUCUAAAUGUGUUUUUACACCAAACAUAACCUCCUGUUGGGUAUCAUCUUAAUGAUGUGGUAUUAGCAAUGUUCGCUCUCAGGUCUUGGGUUAUUUCUUCCAUCAUUUCUUAAAAAAGAGUCUUGCUGCCAAAUGACACAAUAAAACAUGCCUGUAUGGAUUUGUGUUUUGCAAAGUUUUCUUGUGAAUAUUGAAAAUGAAUAUAUACUGUAAAAAUGACUUUUCUAUAUUUGAACAAUAAAUUCUGUCCUGUGGAAUGAAUGGAAGCUCAAAUCUUGAAAUCCAUCUGUGUCUCUCCACUCUUUUCCGCUGUUUUUCCCCAACAUGUUGUGCCAUAUUGUAAGUUACGGAUGUUGCUUUAUGUAUGACUUAUAUCAUAUUGUUUUCUUGUUGAUGUAUGUUUCCUCUUAAGGUCAGAACAAUUUUUCUCUGUGUUUUCACACAUAAAUCUGUCUCAAAUUUUUCAAAAUUUGAAGAAACAA
Molecule: messenger RNA, 3545 nt
Organism: Haliotis rubra (blacklip abalone)
Lineage: Eukaryota; Metazoa; Mollusca; Gastropoda; Lepetellida; Haliotidae
Product: ornithine aminotransferase, mitochondrial-like
Exons: 9
Coding region: 206-1522 (438 amino acids)
Cellular component (GO): cytoplasm
Molecular function (GO): pyridoxal phosphate binding; identical protein binding; L-ornithine transaminase activity
Source: RefSeq, a predicted model, not a curated record